CACAGGAGGCCCACACCCUGGCCCUGCUGCAACACUGCCAUGGCGUCCCGGGGCCAGGUCUGCCCAGGCCCCAAGUACGUGGGCCUCUGGGACUUUGAGGCCCGGACAGAUGAGGAGCUGAGCUUCCGGGCAGGGGCCCUGUUCCAUGUGGCUAGGAAGGAGGAUGAGUGGUGGUGGGCCACCCUGCUGGAUGACUUGGGCCAGGCCCUGGCAGAGGGCUAUGUGCCCCACAACUACUUGGCUGAGAAGGAGACGGUGGAGUCCGAGCCAUGGUUCUUUGGCAACAUCUCCCGCUCGGAAGCAACACACCGGCUGCAGGCAGAGGGCAGCUCACCGGGCACCUUCCUGGUCAGGGUCAGCGAGAAGUCGGGUGCAGACUAUGUUCUCUCUGUGCGGGAUGCUCAGGCCGUGCGGCACUACAGGAUCUGGCAGCACCAGGGCGGCCGGCUGUACCUAAAUGAGGCAGUGUCCUUCUUCAGCCUGGUGGAACUCGUGGACUACCAUAAGGCCCACAGCCUGUCCCACGGGCUGCGGCUGACCACACCCUGCUGGAAGCACGAGGCUGAGCCCCUGCCCCACUGGGCCAACUGGGAGAGGCCGCAGGAGGAGUUCUCGCUCUGCAGGAAGCUGGGGGCUGGCUACUUCGGGGAGGUCUUCGAAGGGCUCUGGAAAGGCCAGGUCCAAGUGGCCAUUAAGGUGAUUUCCCGAGACAAUCUCCUACACCAGCACACCUUCAAGUCGGAGAUCCAGGCCAUGCAGAAGCUGCGGCACAAGCACAUCCUGGCGCUGUACGCGGUGGCCUCUGCAGGGGACCCUGUCUACAUCGUCACGGAGCUCAUGCCCAAGGGGAACCUGCUGGAGCUGCUGCGGGACUCUGAGAAGCAAGAGCUGCCUGUUUCCGAACUGGUGGACAUUGCAUCGCAGGUGGCUGAGGGCAUGUGCUACUUGGAAUCCAAGAAUUACAUCCAUCGGGACUUGGCCGCCAGAAACAUUCUUGUGGGAGAGAACAAUAUCUGCAAAGUGGGCGACUUUGGGCUGGCCAGGCUCAUCAAGGAGGACAUCUACCUCUCCCACAACCACAAGAUCCCGUACAAGUGGACAGCCCCUGAAGCGCUCUCCCAAGGGCAUUACUCCAUCAAGUCUGAUGUCUGGUCCUUUGGGAUCCUGCUCCAUGAGAUCUUUAGCAGGGGCCAGACACCCUAUCCAGGCAUGUCCAACCAUGAGACCUUCCUGAAGGUGGAUGCUGGCUACCGAAUGCCCUGCCCCCAGGAGUGCCCGCCCAAUGUGUACACACUGAUGUGCUCCUGCUGGAGCAGGGACCCAGAGCAGAGGCCCUGCUUCAAAGUGCUGUGCGAGAAGCUCUCAGGCUUCGCCAGAAGGGUGGCUGAGACAUCCACCUUUCCCAGAGCCUGCAGAGGAGAUGAUGGAGAGCUGAAGCAUCCCGGAAAGGCAGAUUCUCUCCCUGACCUUGUCCUUAGUGCCCAGAUGGCAGUGGGAGACCAGCCUUGUCUCCUGGAAACCGGGCCAGGCCAUCUUCUCUCCCAUGCCAGCUCCUCGUGUGCUUGGAUAUCAGGAUGCCUUCACAGGCUCAGGGCCACCUAAAAGCUGCUACCCGAGGCUGACAAGGAAAGUGGAUGGAAGCCGGGCGUGGGGGCUCACGCUUGUAAUCCCAGCACUUGGGAGGCACGAGGAUCGUUGCGAGUUCGAGACCAGCCUGGGCUACAAAGUGAGCUCAAGGCCAGCCUGAACUGCAUAGUGAGACCCCAUCUCAAAAAGACAAAAAAAAAAAAAAAAGUGGGUGGAGUUGGGCACAGUGACCUCUCCAGAUGCCCUCCAGCCACUGAAACGGUCAACAGCCUCCCUGUCACUGACCUCCAAUGUCUGGCAAACAUGCCCCAGACUCUCCCUCCUAAGAAAGAGCAUGUUUCCCUAUGCCCUUAAGAGGAAAAAUUUCUGCUUGCUAUAAAACCUGAUAGUUUUCUCUUGGAAUCACACACUUCAGGGAAGUGACUGUCAUUGGAGAAGAAAAAGGUGCUAUUUAGAAACUGGGAGAAUGAAAAAUCUCACGAGUAUGUCUUUGUGUGCAUGUGUAAACCUUUAUAAUGAUCAAUAAUACAUUGCCGUCCUCUUUUAAAUGCAGCUGAAAAGUGACGGGCACUGCGAAGCUCGUACUGUUGGAAUUGUCACCUGUUAAUGGUUAGUGGUCAGUGUAUUCACGUAUUAAGGAAACUAUGAACAUAACACUGCAAAACCCACGAAAGAGGCUGCAGCGUGUCUGUUUCUGCUCAGGAAGUCGCCCCCUCCCGGCUCCACUGUUGUCCUCCUGACUCCACAGCGGUCAGCUGCUUGGAGGUCUUCCCCGAGUUAGUAAUGGUAAACUGAGCCUCUCGUUUGUGCCUGCAACACAAGUUGGAUAAAAACGCAAAUGGAAACAAACCAGUAGUUAUGGUCCCGCUCUGCUGACUUGGGACUAAACGUUGUAAAGAGGACACUGUCGCUCUGCUGGCAUCUGUCUGUGGAGACAAAAUUCACACAGUGGUAGUGUGGCAUCUGCCCAGGCCUUGACACCGAGGGCAGGACCAAAUUAAUUUAUAACAUGCCUCACGUUGUACUCAGAGUGACCUAGAGAUAAACGAGCGCUUGUGUUAUCCUGAAACUCAGAAACAGAGAAACUAAGCCAAACAUUCCCGUGACCUGGAACUAUCUUUGGUACAUAAAACUUGAAGGUUGGUGACACAGAACCAACUAGGAAAACCUUCAAAGCUGUCAUGUUAACUAUAAUGCAGAUAAACUUUUUCCCAGCUGGGUUAGUCAAAAAGCGUAAGUAAAUUUUCUGGGAUGUUUAGGAUGAAACUAACAUGGUGUAGCAGUGCACGCUGCUCCCUCAGGAUGCGGAGGCUGGAGGACCCCGAGCUCAGGCCAGCCUGGUCUACACAGAGACCCUGCCCCCAAACCAAAGUCCAAGCCAAGAGCUGACCGGACAGGAGGAGAGGAAGUUGGGGGGGGGGCCGGGACAGACAGGGUUUCUACAGAUGCCAGAAUGCUGCCCGGGAAAUGACCCCUGGGGUCACAGCUCACGGGCGCUUACUUCCUGCUUUUCCCUGGAAACUAUAAAGAAUGCAUGCAAUUAAAACCAUUAGGAAUAACAGAGGCCACAGGCUGCAUGUAAAGUACACACGGAAACUAAGGAGAAGGUGUAAGAUCCUGGGGAAAGCUAGGCCGUAGAAAGAGCGUGUCAGGAACUACUUCAGGAAGAGGUUAAUUCUGUGCUGGAGUAAAAGGAAUAAUGAAAGUGUCAGCGGGAAGCGGAUGGGUUUUUUUUUAACGGUAAAAUGUAAGAAGGAAAUCUUACCUUACAUAUUUGAAGCUGGCUAAAAUCGCAUGGGUUUGUAGGUAAGGGUCUUCUCAAAGUUUGCUGUUUUUUUUUUUUUCUUUUUCGUUUUUAUUGGUACCAGGGAUUGAACUCACAACCACACACUUGCAAGGCAGGCGCUUAUGCCGCUGAGCGAAUCCCCAGCCCCUCAAAAUUAGCUUUUUUGCUCACAGUACACUGACACAAAUCUGGACUCUUCCAGCCCAGGAAGGCUGCUGAGGAGUAAGGCUCUUCCCCACCUUGUGGGUAAUCGGCCUAGGAGGCGCUGGUUGUGCUUAAGCAUCAUUCCUUGCGCUUCAGGUUCCCUCAGUAGGCCCUUUGUUUCUGAAAAGUGUCUUUUCCUAUUAAAAGGGCCAAGUUUUGUUCCUAACUAUGUGACCUAAAUUUGCCUUUACAAACCUUUUGCCACUUUGAAUAAAUAGAUAAUCUAGAUCAUAUUUAACAGUGUUUUAAAACUCGGUGGUACAUUUGACAACUUCUAAAAUCAAAUCUUAAAUACAUCUUCUUGAUUUUGAAGUAAUGGGGCAUUUCCAAAAGGGCCCCUAGAAUUAUCUCAAAAGAUGAUGUCAUAAGAAGGGAAAUGAAAUUUGACUUAAUGUAUUACUUGGAAAGCAGUCAAUAAAGAGACUUUUCUUUGGGCUGUUUAUGGGUGUUGGUAUGUGUUGCAGAAACUGUAUGGAACUCUUAGCAGCCUGCAUGCCUGUUAUGCUGCCAGCAUCAUUCUGUCUGUUCAAACAUUGCACGAGGUGCUGGGGGCUCAGUGGCACGUUGCUUGCCUGCCAAGUGCAAGGUCCUGAGUUCCAUUCCUGGCUCCCCCCAAAAAAUGUUGCAUGAGACAAAAAUAACCAACUUUCAUUGUCAAGUGCAUCAUUAAUAAAACUUUAUAUACUUAAUCAUGA
Molecule: messenger RNA, 4272 nt
Organism: Cavia porcellus (domestic guinea pig)
Lineage: Eukaryota; Metazoa; Chordata; Mammalia; Rodentia; Caviidae
Gene: Ptk6
Product: protein tyrosine kinase 6
Exons: 10
Coding region: 40-1602 (520 amino acids)
Biological process (GO): protein phosphorylation
Molecular function (GO): protein binding; protein tyrosine kinase activity; ATP binding
Source: RefSeq, a predicted model, not a curated record